Molecule: messenger RNA, 1746 nt
Organism: Aspergillus bombycis
Lineage: Eukaryota; Fungi; Ascomycota; Eurotiomycetes; Eurotiales; Aspergillaceae
Product: acyl--CoA ligase
Exons: 6
Coding region: 1-1746 (581 amino acids)
Molecular function (GO): CoA-ligase activity
Source: RefSeq, a predicted model, not a curated record
AUGGUCUUCACUCCUCAUAAAGGGGCGGGAGAAUUACCCGCAAUUCCUGAUAAUAUUCCUAUCAGCGAAUUUAUGCUCAACGAUCAAUAUGGAAGAAAUCCACUACAAAAGUCAAGAGACCCCUUCACUUGUGGAAUUACUGGGAAAUCCUACUCAGGAGCCCAGGUAGCGGAGCGAGUCGAUUAUCUAGCUCGGGCACUAGCAAAGGAGUUCAACUGGUCCCCGAAUAAGGGUACCGAAUGGGACAAAACAGUAGCAGUCUUCAGCGUGAACACGAUUGAUACCCUUCCUUUGUCCUGGGCCACCCAUCAGUUGGGAGGAAUUGUUUCGCCCGCCAACGCGGCUUAUUCUGCACCCGAGCUGAAGCAUCAGUUGGUUGAUUCCCAAGCAAAAGCUCUAUUCACUUGUGCUCCCUUGUUGUCCACUGCCUUGGAGGCGGCGUCCUUGGCUGGAUUUCCGAAGGACCGUAUCUAUCUGCUUGAAGUUCCCGCCCAACUCACCGGUGGUGCAAGCAUCCCUGCACAAUACAAGACCGUGUCUCAACUCAUUGAAGCAGGAAGAUCAUUACCGAAGUUGGAGAGGCUCGGCUGGAGCGCGGGAGAGGGUGCUCGCCGAACCGCAUUUUUAUGUUAUUCCAGUGGAACAUCUGGUUUGCCUAAAGGAGUGAUGAUUUCUCAUAAAAAUGUGAUCGCAAACAUUUUGCAGAUCUCCGCUUUCGAGAAGGCCCACCGAGAUGCCCUCGCAGCACCAGGAGGUCCCCAGCAUACCGAAGUCGUACUGGGUCUGCUCCCUCAAAGCCAUAUCUACGCCUUGGUGGUUAUGUGUCAUACUGGGCCCUAUAGAGGCGACCAGGUGAUUGUGUUACCAAAGUUCGAGCUAAAGUUAUACCUGGCUGCUAUCCAGAACUUCAAGAUCGCGUCCCUUUUCUUGGUUCCCCCCAUCAUCAUCACCAUGCUCCGAAACCAAGAGGUCUGCAGCAAGUACGACCUCAGCUCGGUGAAAUCAUUGUUCACUGGAGCAGCUCCUCUGGGUAUGGAAACGGCCGAAGAUUUCCAAAAGAUAUAUCCCAGUGUUACAGUCCGGCAAGGCUACGGCCUAACCGAGACAUCCACGGUUGUGGCCUCGACUCACCCCACCGACGUCUUCCUUGGAUCCUCUGGCAAUCUGAUUCCUGGCGUCGAAGCACGCAUUGUUUCCCCAGAAGGCCAAGAAAUCACAAGCUACGACACUCCAGGUGAACUGGUGGUCCGCAGUCCGAGUGUGGUACUAGGAUACCUCAACAAUGAGAAGGCUAACAAAGAAACCUUUGAAAACGGAUGGAUGCGCACUGGUGAUGAAGCAGUUUUCCGUGUGGGCCCAAAGGGAACGGAGCAUGUGUUUAUUGUUGACCGUAUCAAGGAGUUAAUCAAAGUCAAGGGUUUGCAAGUUGCCCCUGCAGAGCUUGAGGCUCACCUACUCACACACCCUGCCGUCGCUGAUUGCGCUGUCAUUGCUAUCCCCGACGAAGCUGCCGGUGAAGUUCCGAAGGCUAUUGUCGUCAAAUCAGCCUCGGCUGAUAAGGAUGAUGAGAAAGUGACACAGUCGAUCAAGAAGUAUGUGGAAGAGCACAAGGCUCGACACAAGUGGCUGAAGGGAGGUAUUCGCUUCGUCGAUGCUGUCCCCAAGAGCCCCAGUGGCAAGAUCUUGCGUCGUUUGCUUCGGGACCAAGAGAAGGAGGAGCGCAGACGUGCUGGUUCCAAGCUAUAG